AUGGUGUCGUCAAUAUCACGGUCUAUACCUUCACCUGCUCCCAGGGCUCCGCCGCCGCAUUACCAGACAUUCCUUACUCCCAUCCUGCAUCGACGCUUUGUCCGAUCGUGCGCAGUUGGCAUCAUUGUAUGCUAUGUAGAGGCUUUCUUCAUAAGUAAUAAAUCGAGCUUCUUAUGGACACUAUUUCCAUUGAGCUCGACUGGGUUCAAGACUCUAGUCCUUUUCUUCUGCACGGCAGUGCCGGUUCUUAUCCUCCGCGUCUCUCAACUUCAUGUCGGUGUACGCGCCAAUCCUUCGGGGUUUCACACAUUUAAGAGGAGUGUGGGCUCAUUCGGAACAUAUUCUACAAUCCUAACAUAUGUUUUUGCAUCGCUGGUCUUUAUCUCACUCUAUCUUUUGUCUUCAACAAAGGGCGACAAGUUGAGCUUCAUUGUGGAUGGAAAGACCUAUGAACGCCCCCGAUUGAACGAGCGCUUUAUUUAUUUGGUAUAUAGCGCUUCACACGUUGGCCUUGUACAGGGAAUUCUUCAUAUUUACCGUGACCGGGGAAGGUUGGAAUUUCCAGAUGUCAAUGUCCCUCCAAAUGAAGCUUUGAAGGCGCGUAUCCCAGUUAUCGUAAAGGAUGCCCUUACUCUCGCUCUUAUCACCCUAACGUUUUUCUGGCUUAACCGUUCCAGCAGUGUCCCGUCAUGGCCGAUCGAUACGAUCUUCAGAAAUCUUUGGGUCGCUUUUCUACUUGGAUGUAUCUGGGAAUCGGUCCACACUGCUUUCAGUAUCUACUUCUCCGAGGAGCCAAUCAAGGAUGGGAAGGCCAUCAGUGAGAAAUCACCAGAUCCAAACGGCACAUUAGUAUCUGGUCUGAGAGCAACCGGCCUCCUGACGCAGGUUAUGGCAUUCUCGGAGCUGGUUUUCAUCUCUCAUAAUUCGCCCGCGAGGAGGAAGUCCAUAUUUACAGACGUUGAUAGAAAGCCGACAAACAUCUGGGAACAGAUCAUGAAGGAAUGCCUUGUGGUGAUUGAAGAUGUGGAUUCGAAAUUGACCGGGGUUGGGAGGGCAGCUAAUGGUCCACUCCCAAAGAUUGCAUCCACCCAUAGCACCGCGCUAGCCCUCAAAUCCCCCUCACCAGCAAUCCAGUUCAUUGCCGGCGAUACAGCACUUCUCACUUCUCCCUCUACUUCUUCUGGCAAACUCCUAGACUUAAUCCAAUCUAAAGACAGUGCCAAUUCUAGUCUCAGUAACAUCAUAAGAAAACUGCCGCCGUCCAUGGCCGAAGCUGAAGCUAGCGUUACUGGUAGUUUCAAAUCAAGGAUCGAACCAUUUCUAGCAUCUCCAUAUGGCCAACCAUUCCGCCAAACUAUUCAGCAGCGAACUUCAAUUCUCAUGCCCAAUGUACGCAUCCAAGUUAAUGCCGUUUCGUCGCUCGCCCGCCUAGUCACUGCCUCUUUGUCUGAGGACGACUAUGGUGUUGUACAAAAACAUGUCCCGCUAAUCCUACAAGCAUUCUCGUCGACUAUCGAGGCUCUCGAUCGAUACAUGGCGAGCCCACCCAUACACUGGACUGAUAUCGAAGCCAAGAGUGAUCCCAAGUCGUUAACUCUGAGGGAGCCAGAGAUGCUCCUGAAGGCAUUGGAAGGCGGGUUAAGAGAUAUUGCGGUGGCUUUUAAGCCGUAUGUGAAGGACAUGGAAUUAUCGGCGGAAGUGAAAAGAAGGGUUUUGGAAGCUAAAGAGGAGGCGCUGCUAUAA
Molecule: messenger RNA, 1743 nt
Organism: Morchella sextelata
Lineage: Eukaryota; Fungi; Ascomycota; Pezizomycetes; Pezizales; Morchellaceae
Exons: 7
Coding region: 1-1743 (580 amino acids)
Biological process (GO): nuclear pore organization; spindle pole body localization
Cellular component (GO): spindle pole body; nuclear pore transmembrane ring
Molecular function (GO): spindle pole body-nuclear membrane anchor activity
Source: RefSeq, a predicted model, not a curated record